Molecule: messenger RNA, 3789 nt
Organism: Delphinapterus leucas (beluga whale)
Lineage: Eukaryota; Metazoa; Chordata; Mammalia; Artiodactyla; Monodontidae
Source: RefSeq, a predicted model, not a curated record
CAACAGGUGUCUGCCUCUAACCAGGGAGGGCCGAAGUGCCCUUUCGCGCAAGAGAGUGGAAGGAGGGAGCUGUUUGCAAGCACCGAGGAGAUCUCGCAACGUAGGCAGCACCUGACCUGAGUCUUGCAGAAUGAAAAGUACUACAGGCGGUCUCUGCAUGAUGUGGCUUCUGAAGACUCAAGAAACACCCGCCUCACUAGUCUGCAAUGGAGAGGGCAGAAGUGGAAAUUCAAACACCACGGUUCCAUUCUGUUACUAAUUCUGUAGACAUGUGCCUCCACCGCAGGGAGUAAGUCACACCAAGGGGGAAAGUUCUCAGGGGCCCCCAGACCACCAGCACCCUUGUCCCUCCCCCUGGAGAGAAAGCAGAACUAUGGCAUUUUAUAGCUGCUGUUGGAUCUUCUUGGCUUUUACCUGGUGUACUUCUGCCUAUGGGCCUGACCAGCGAGCCCAGAAGAAAGGGGACAUUAUCCUCGGGGGGCUCUUUCCUAUUCAUUUUGGAGUAGCAGCCAAAGAUCAAGAUCUAAAGUCGAGGCCGGAGUCUGUGGAAUGUAUCAGGUAUAAUUUCCGAGGAUUUCGCUGGCUACAAGCUAUGAUAUUUGCCAUAGAGGAAAUAAACAGCAGCCCAGCCCUUCUUCCCAACAUGACCCUGGGAUACAGGAUAUUCGACACUUGCAACACUGUUUCUAAAGCCCUGGAAGCCACCCUGAGUUUUGUGGCCCAGAACAAAAUCGAUUCUUUGAACCUUGAUGAGUUCUGCAACUGCUCAGAGCACAUCCCCUCUACUAUCGCGGUGGUGGGAGCAACUGGCUCAGGCAUCUCCACAGCGGUGGCAAACCUGCUGGGGCUCUUCUACAUCCCCCAGGUCAGCUAUGCCUCUUCCAGCAGACUCCUCAGCAACAAAAAUCAGUUCAAGUCCUUCCUGCGUACCAUCCCCAAUGAUGAACACCAGGCCACCGCCAUGGCUGACAUCAUCGAGUACUUCCGCUGGAACUGGGUGGGCACAAUUGCCGCUGAUGACGACUAUGGUCGGCCAGGGAUCGAGAAGUUCCGAGAGGAAGCUGAGGAGAGGGAUAUCUGCAUCGACUUCAGCGAACUCAUCUCCCAGUACUCUGAUGAGGAAGAGAUCCAGCAAGUGGUGGAGGUGAUACAGAAUUCCACAGCCAAAGUCAUCGUCGUCUUCUCCAGUGGCCCAGACCUGGAACCCCUCAUCAAGGAAAUCGUCCGGCGAAAUAUCACGGGUAGGAUCUGGCUGGCCAGCGAGGCCUGGGCCAGCUCUUCCUUGAUCGCCAUGCCUGAGUACUUCCAUGUGGUCGGAGGCACCAUUGGAUUCGCUUUGAAGGCGGGGCAGAUCCCAGGUUUCCGGGAAUUCCUGCAGAAAGUCCAUCCCAGGAAGUCUGUCCACAACGGUUUUGCUAAGGAGUUUUGGGAAGAAACAUUUAACUGCCACCUCCAAGAAGGUGCUAAAGGACCAUUACCCAUGGACACCUUCCUGAGAGGUCACGAAGAAGGUGGUGGCAGGAUAAGCAACAGCUCCACCGCCUUCCGACCUCUCUGUACAGGGGAUGAGAACAUCAGUAGUGUCGAGACCCCUUACAUGGAUUAUACACAUUUACGGAUAUCCUACAAUGUCUACUUAGCCGUCUACUCCAUUGCUCAUGCCCUGCAAGAUAUAUACACCUGCAUACCUGGGAGAGGGCUCUUCACCAACGGUUCCUGUGCAGAUAUCAAGAAGGUUGAAGCUUGGCAGGUCCUGAAGCACCUACGGCACCUAAACUUUACCAACAAUAUGGGGGAGCAGGUAACUUUCGAUGAAUGUGGAGACCUGGCAGGGAACUAUUCCAUCAUCAAUUGGCACCUCUCCCCAGAGGAUGGCUCCAUAGUGUUUAAGGAAGUUGGAUAUUACAAUGUCUAUGCCAAGAAAGGAGAAAGGCUCUUCAUCAAUGAGGAGAAAAUCCUGUGGAGUGGAUUCUCAAGGGAGGUGCCUUUCUCCAACUGCAGCCGAGACUGCCUGGCAGGGACCAGGAAAGGAAUCAUUGAGGGGGAGCCCACCUGCUGCUUUGAGUGCGUGGAGUGUCCCGACGGGGAGUAUAGUGAUGAGACAGACGCAAGUGCCUGUGACAAGUGCCCUGAUGACUUCUGGUCCAAUGAGAACCACACUUCCUGCAUUGCCAAGGAGAUUGAGUUUCUGUCCUGGACUGAGCCCUUUGGGAUCGCACUCACCCUCUUUGCUGUGCUGGGCAUCUUCCUCACUGCCUUCGUGCUGGGCGUCUUCAUCAAGUUCCGCAACACGCCCAUUGUCAAGGCCACCAACCGAGAGCUCUCCUACCUCCUCCUCUUCUCCCUGCUCUGCUGUUUCUCCAGCUCCCUGUUCUUCAUUGGGGAGCCCCAGGACUGGACCUGUCGCCUGCGCCAGCCGGCCUUUGGUAUCAGCUUCGUGCUCUGCAUCUCGUGCAUCCUGGUGAAAACCAACCGCGUCCUCCUGGUGUUUGAGGCCAAGAUUCCCACCAGCUUCCACCGCAAGUGGUGGGGGCUCAACCUGCAGUUCCUGCUGGUCUUCCUCUGCACCUUCAUGCAGAUCGUCAUCUGUGCCAUCUGGCUCAACACCGCGCCCCCCUCGAGCUACCGCAACCACGAGCUGGAGGAUGAGAUCAUCUUCAUCACCUGCCACGAGGGCUCGCUCAUGGCACUGGGCUUCCUGAUCGGCUACACCUGCCUGCUGGCUGCCAUCUGCUUCUUCUUCGCCUUCAAGUCCCGGAAGCUGCCGGAGAACUUCAACGAAGCCAAGUUCAUCACCUUCAGCAUGCUCAUCUUCUUCAUCGUCUGGAUCUCGUUCAUUCCCGCCUACGCCAGCACCUACGGCAAGUUUGUCUCUGCCGUGGAGGUGAUCGCUAUCCUGGCAGCCAGCUUUGGCUUGCUGGCCUGCAUCUUCUUCAACAAGGUCUACAUCAUCCUCUUCAAGCCAUCCCGUAACACCAUCGAGGAGGUGCGCUGCAGCACCGCGGCUCACGCCUUCAAGGUGGCGGCCCGCGCCACGCUGCGCCGCAGCAAUGUCUCCCGCCAGCGGUCCAGCAGCCUUGGGGGCUCCACGGGAUCUACCCCCUCCUCCUCCAUCAGCAGCAAGAGCAACAGCGAGGACCCCUUCCCGCAGCCCGAGAGGCAGAAGCAGCAGCAGCCGCUGGCCCUGACCCAGUGCACGCAGCAGCCACAGCCGCGGCCGCCCUCGACCCUGCAGCUGCAGCAGCAGCCCAGAUGCAAGCAGAAGGUCAUUUUCGGCAGUGGCACAGUCACCUUCUCGCUGAGCUUUGACGAGCCUCAGAAGAGCGCCAUGGCUCACAGGAAUUCCACGCACCAGAACUCCCUGGAGGCCCAGAAAAACAACGACGCCCUGACCAGACACCAGGCGUUACUCCCGCUGCAGUGCGGGGAGACAGACUCGGAACUGACCGCCCAGGAGACAGGCCUGCAGGGGCCUGUGGGUGGGGACCACCAGCCAGAGAUGGAGGACCCGGAAGAGAUGUCCCCAGCACUUGUAGUGUCUAAUUCACGGAGCUUUGUCAUCAGCGGUGGAGGCAGCACUGUCACAGAAAACAUGCUGCAUUCCUAAAACGGAAGGAGAAGGCCAGUCCAGGGGGAAUUCCAGAGAGGUUUCCUGGGAUCACGGUCUCCGACAGGGAUGAGGAAUCACCCCAGACUCCUUUCCUCCAGGAAGGAGGAAUAAGACACCCCAAAUGCGUGGAACUUAGUUGCACUGCCACAAAUGACAGUGAAUUGACUAAUGUUCCCUUU